GUUUAGCUUGGCAGUUGGAAAGCAUCGAGUGAGUGUGUUUGCUCUCCUUCUUUGCUCUCUCUCUCUCUCUCUCUCUCUCUGAGAAGACGGCUUUAUUCUCGGGAAAAAUCCAAGAAACGUUCGCCUUAUCCUUCUCUCUAUCAUCGCGGAACCGAGCUCCCGGAGCUCAAUUCUCUCAAAUCCGUGGCGUUUUUCGCGAAUUGGGGCUCAAAAUCAGGUCCUUCAUGAAGGAAAAUCCCGAAUUCUAGCUCGCUGAAGCACAGAUCGGCCGCAUUUCGUGUGAUCCCGUGUGAUUUUUUUUUUCUACUUCCAUUAAUCGAAGCAAUGGCAACUGAAUUGAAUGAGAUCUCUGGCCUUGUGUGGGAGUCAUGAAGUGAAGAAUCGAGGAUCGAGCUUUUCUUGGAUAUGAUUUCAUUGCAUUUCCAUCAAGAGUUGUAAUUGGAGCUUGGGAGUUGGUUUUCUUCCCCCUUUUCCCUUUUAUUUGUUUUAGUUUGAUCUCAAGGGAAGAAGGUUUUAUUGGUAGACUGUCCGGAGAAUAGAGAUUUUAGUUCAGGUGGGAGUUGUACUUCAGUUUGAUACUUCAAUUGCAUAGUAUUUACUAUUAAAGCUUGUAUUUAGCUUAAAGUGCUGUUUCUUAUUGAUAUGCAGCUGGAGAAGUGGAUUUGCUUCAGAGUAACUAUGUUAGCAGAAUGGAUCGACUCCAAUCACUAAAAAAAUAUGGUCACAAUUUAGAUUUAUAAUUUUAGUAAUCCUGAAAAUGGAAGUCGAGACAUGUAUAACUGGAUAUUUUUUCAAAAAAAAAUAAUCAGAUUACUCGGCCAACUCAAUUUGAAGUACAAAAUUAUUGUUUAGAAUAAAAAAAUGGUAGUCGAAAUUGGUGUUUCAAAUUGAAGAAAUGGGUCGUGAGCUUUUGUUUAGUUCCUUUCUACUUCUGGUGGCUCUGUUUCUUUUGCGAUAAGGCUGUUGGCUAUAAUUAUGAUGUGAUAGGGACAGAAGUGUUGUUUGGUAUAACUGCACUCAUGCUGUCUUGAAUCAAUAAUUAUAUGGUCAGUGGGUCCUGAUUUUUCUAGACUUCUGUCGACGUCUUGAAUCUGUUCUAUUUUGUAAUAUGCUGUUUGACUCUAAGGAUACAUUGUUUUUGCUCUGUUGCUAGGGCUGCCCCACCCUAUUAUAGAUGCCUAAUCUUGUCUGGGUGGCGACCUUGAUCAACAAGCCUAGUUGAUUCCCUUUCUCCUUUUUUCCCCUUGUAAUGGUGUGCGUGUGUUGGUGGUAAUGGUUUGCCGAUAAUGAACUUGUUUGAAAAUUUAGAUGUGUUCAUUAAUCUGGUUAAAUCAACAGAAUUUGUCUUAUGAGCUUGAAAUCCAUUUUUAUUUUUUUCUUAAUUACUCUUCGUUGUUAUAUUUUAUGAGGAAUGACAGGUUAUGACAGGUUAUACCAUGUAAGUGCUAUUAUAAUGAAGAACAAAGAUCUUUAAUUGGAUGAAUUUCUUUUUCCAAAUAAAGAAACUUUUUUUCUGCUUCAUGGAUAAGGCAUUCUUGAUUUCCAUGCUUUAAUAAUUUCCAGCAACAUCCUUGCAAUGGCUAGGAAUGUAAAUUUUUUUGCGCUUUCGAUGUUCUUGUUAUGCUCUGUAUGCUGGUUGAAAUUCAAGAUUUUUUUUAGGCAGAUGAUGGAGGCUGAGUUCUGCUCUCCUCGAACUCUUUCUUCAUCUCGGGAAGAAAGUGGAGAUGAGGAGCUUUCUGUGCUCCCUAGGCACACAAAGGUCAUCAUUACAGGGAACAACAGAACAAAGUCUGUUUUGGUGGGACUGCAGGGUGUCGUCAAGAAGGCUGUUGGUCUUGGUGGCUGGCACUGGCUGGUCCUUAAAAAUGGGGUAGAGGUGAAGUUGCAAAGGAAUGCUUUGAGUGUGCUGGAAGCUCCAACUGGAAAUGAAGAUGACUAUGAGAUUGAUUGCAAUAACUCAAUCUGUAGUAGCUCUGACAUGGGAGAGAAAGAUGUUGAUUACUCUAGAAUGGAGCUCCAUAAACCAACAAAGCGUAGGGUGAGGCAUACCGGACCUUGGGCAUCCUCAGUCAAGGCAAUGAGUCGAACCAGCUACAGGGAUAUGCGAUCUCAUAUGUUUAAGCCUCAAAAGAGGGUGAAUUUGGCAAAACUUGGAACUGCCGCUUUAUGGAGAUAUUGGGGGCAUUUCAAUUUGGUCAGCAGUAAUCCCAAUCCAUCUAAGAAGCAGCUGGUUCAUGGAGUGCAGCAUCAUUUCAUCUCUCAGCAAGUGGAUGAGAUGCAGGUGAUUCUGGGCUUCAUCCAAACUGCAAGGAAGUUGAAAACUCUCCACUCCCGACAGGAUCGAGAUGAAAGGUACUAUUUUACAUGAAUAGGUCGAAGAAAGAAUGCUGCAUCUUCCUCUUGGAUGCUUUCUGAAGGUGGGAAGUAGUGCUGCAGUAUGUAACUUAUCAGGUAUGAGUGUCCACCAAAUAUUCCUGACCUGGUAGAUUAACCUCAACAUGGAGCAAUGAAUUAGAAUUGCCCACCAGAAAACGAUGGUAGGAUGGAUUGGCAGAAUGAAUGUUAAUUUCUUAUAUUAUAUGUUGGCUUGAAAGCUGGACUAUCAGCCUAGUGUAGCGGUGCUGCAUAAACAAGCGGUUGUGAGCAUCUCCAGUCA
Molecule: messenger RNA, 2656 nt
Organism: Phoenix dactylifera (date palm)
Lineage: Eukaryota; Viridiplantae; Streptophyta; Magnoliopsida; Arecales; Arecaceae
Source: RefSeq, a predicted model, not a curated record